AUGAAAAAUAAAUAACGUGUAAACAAGGGCGCCAGGGACCCUUCCUCCCCGCUCAUGGCCGAGGUCCCGCCGCACGCCCGCAAGUUCCUCUUCCGCUCCUCCGGCAGCAGGAACCCGCCCGCCGAGUGCCUGGAGGUGCUCAUCCCCGAGGUGGUAAGCCCCAGCUAUGGCAUGUACACAUGGCCCUGUGCCCCAGUCUUGGCACAGUAUGUGUGGUACCACCGCAGGGCCUUUGCUAACCGCACAGUCCUAGAGAUUGGUGCUGGCACGGCUCUUCCAGGGAUUGUGGCUGCAAAGUGUGGCGCUCAGGUGAUCCUCUCAGACUCGGGACAGCUGCCUAAGUGCCUCAGAAACUGCCAGGUGUCCUGCCAGGCUAAUGGCUUGGCAGGCUCUGUGGCAGUGAUAGGCCUCACUUGGGGGGUUUUCACACCUGAGUUGCUACACCUGGACCCAAUAGAUGUCAUCCUGGGAUCUGACUGCUUCUAUGACCCAACAGUGUUUGAGGAUGUUUUGGUGACUGUGUCCUACCUGCUGGAACACAAUCCUGGUGCACACUUUAUAUUUUCCUACCAGGAGCGAGCCUCUGACUGGUCCCUGGAGCACCUGCUGCACAAAUGGAAUUUAUCCUGCACACAACUGCCUUUGUUGACCUUUGAUGCUGACAGAACCAAUAUUGCUGAGUCCAACCUGCCUGGCUCUCACACUAUUCAUGUGUUUCAGAUCACCAGGAGCUCCACCACCUGA
Eriocheir sinensis (Chinese mitten crab) is the source of this 744-nucleotide messenger RNA. Its product is annotated as histone-arginine methyltransferase METTL23-like. The record is from RefSeq and is a predicted model, not a curated record. Gene Ontology annotation, cellular component: cytoplasm; nucleus. The transcript is spliced from 2 exons. NCBI's taxonomy places the organism in Eukaryota, Metazoa, Arthropoda, Malacostraca, Decapoda, Varunidae. The coding region runs from base 55 to 744 and encodes 229 amino acids.